AUGGCGAUGAUGAUGACUGGCCGUGUGCUGCUGGUGUGUGCCCUCUGCGUGCUGUGGUGCGGUGCCGGCGGUAGAUGUGACGAGGAGGGGAUAGCAGCUCCUGUGAGUGAUGGUGGACCUCCGCCGGAAUCAAAAGAACUUGGAACGCCUCGACAAGAAACCCAAGAUUUAAAAGUUGGAUCACCAGAUGUUAAUGGAAAAGUGCCACCCACAUCUUCCACACAUAUAGAGAAAGCUGAAGAUGAAGGUAUUGAUGAUGAAGAUGGAGAAGAAAAGGAUAAAAAAGACGAAAAUGAAAAAAAUAAGGUACAACCCCAGACACACAAGGGUAAAAAAAAUGAGGGGGUACCGCCACCCGCACCACCAUCGGGUGGACCUGCACCAUCAUCAACAGCAGGUGAAGGGGGCCCAACAGCAGAAAAAGAAAGCUCACAGAAAGUAACCAAAGCAAAAAAAGAAAACACACCGUCAGAAUUCGAGACGGACUCAGAAGCACCGGAAGCACCUUCAGGGGAUGCUACACAAGGGCAGCACAGUCAUGACACAGACACAGAGGAUUCGACGAAGAAUGCAGCAACCGGCAGUCUAGCAGAAACAACAACAACCUCAUCUACCUCUACAAGUGGCAGCGGUGAUCAUGUCCAGAAUAAGGCAGAUGAGGAUGAUGCUCAAAGCUCUGAAGGACAACACGACAGUAUUGAAAAUGGCAAUACCAACGUUGUUCCAACACUCAGUGAGACAGCACCUCAAACAGCAGGAAAAGCUACCACCGCUGCUCAAACAAAUCAUACGGCGACGCCUGGCGACAGUGACAGCAGCACCGCGGUCUCCCACACCACCUCCCCUCUUUUGCUUCUCCUUGUUGUUGCGUGUGCGGCUGCUGCUGCGGUGGUGGCCGCGUGA
Trypanosoma cruzi is the source of this 903-nucleotide messenger RNA. Its product is annotated as mucin-associated surface protein (MASP), putative. The transcript has a single exon. The record is from RefSeq and is a predicted model, not a curated record. NCBI's taxonomy places the organism in Eukaryota, Euglenozoa, Kinetoplastea, Trypanosomatida, Trypanosomatidae. Bases 1 to 903 code for a protein of 300 amino acids.